Protobothrops mucrosquamatus (brown spotted pit viper) is the source of this 1083-nucleotide messenger RNA. RefSeq names its product cytochrome c oxidase assembly factor 6 homolog. Gene Ontology annotation, biological process: respiratory chain complex IV assembly. The transcript has 3 exons. The record is from RefSeq and is a predicted model, not a curated record. NCBI's taxonomy places the organism in Eukaryota, Metazoa, Chordata, Lepidosauria, Squamata, Viperidae. Bases 382 to 621 code for a protein of 79 amino acids. Gene Ontology annotation, cellular component: respiratory chain complex IV; mitochondrion.
GGGAAUGCAGCUGCUCCGGAAGUGCGCCAGGUAAGUAUCAACAGGACCUGCGAAGGAGAUCGUUGAAAAAGCGAGCAGGCUUGCAGCCCCCUUGCAGCCCCCUUUGUACGUGAACGUAAAUUGCAUUGGCGCUCGUUCUCUUUCGAGUGCGAAGUCGAGAAGGCUUCGAGGAGGCUUUACUUUUUGUGCAGCCUCCGGGUCGUUCUCUCUUGAACUCUGUGCAGGGGACGUGCACAUUUUUUUUUUGCCACGGCCAGCUUCGUGGAGGAGAGGGGGGGGGGAAGCAUAUUCCCACUAUUUGGCUGCUUUUGCUGAUAGUGGCGAAGGAGCUGUUUGUAACCGGCUCCACGUUCCGGUGCAGCCACAAGUGGAGUUUCAGAAAUGUCAGCCCCAUCCAUGAAAGAAAGAAAAGCCUGCUGGGGUGCCCGAGAUAUUUAUUGGAAAUGCUUAGAUGAAAAUAUGAAAGAUAUAUCAAAAUGUGACAAAUUGAGGUGCUCUUUUGAAAAUUCGUGCCCACAGCAAUGGGUUAAAUAUUUUAACAAAAGAAGAGAUUAUUUACAAUAUAAAGCACAAAUGGAAUCAGAACAAUUUCUGCCUUCAGAGAAAACAGAGAAGUCAUAGCAACUAGAGAACUUUUACAAUACUGGACACAAGGGAAGUUGCAGAAAAACAGCAUAAUUGCAGAACAUAAAUGCUGGCACCAACGAUGUCCCAUAAAUUUUAAGACCGGUUUUUGUUUAUAAAUCUCAUACUGGCCUGAAAGCUCCAGCUUCCAUUAUUUGAAAUGCUUAUUGGAGAGAAGAGGCACUUAGGAAAAUAUGCUUACCUUUCAACACUAAAAAAACUACACCAUCAAUAAAAUCAAAAUAAAUGAACUGUAUAAAUUCAAAUACUUGUAUCAUGUUUUCAUUGCAAAUACCCUCUUCCAGAUGUUUUCCCCAAUGUAACAGAAUGUCUAAUACAUUUCGGUGGUCCUUUGUCUAUUACAUCUUGAAGAAUAUAAUUAUCAACAGUAACACCCUUAAAUAUUUCAUUUUGGUAGAUUCAGAUAUAUGGGAGAUCACUUUGUUUAAUAUGUUGAAU